Messenger RNA from Talaromyces atroroseus, 2154 nucleotides. RefSeq lists its product as hypothetical. Gene Ontology annotation, cellular component: nucleus. Gene Ontology annotation, molecular function: DNA-binding transcription factor activity, RNA polymerase II-specific; zinc ion binding; DNA binding. The transcript has 7 exons. Lineage: Eukaryota; Fungi; Ascomycota; Eurotiomycetes; Eurotiales; Trichocomaceae. Gene Ontology annotation, biological process: regulation of DNA-templated transcription; DNA-templated transcription. The record is from RefSeq and is a predicted model, not a curated record. The coding region runs from base 1 to 2154 and encodes 717 amino acids.
AUGGAGUCGCAUCCUAAUGGCGAGGCCAACGGCCGCGGUGUCCGUCCCUCAAACGCUCCCGUCCGCGGGCGGCCGCAACUCUCAUGUACCCCGUGCAAGCGCAGAAAGGCCCGGCCCUGUGACAAUUGUGUCAAGCGUCGAGAAGCAGAUACAUGCGUGUAUCCCGCCAGUGGAUCUGCUCCCCGCGACCAGACGCGCGAAUCCAAAAAAACAAAAAAGCGCAUCGAAAGACUUGAAUCGCUCGUUAUGGAGCUUCUGGACCGGGGCGCCCCGAACCAUGAAUCUUAUUCGGACGGUCCCUCGACUAGCGAGAGCGAGAGCCAGGUCCAUUUUCACAUGCCUCACCAUGCAUCGGAGAAUGGCCACGAUACUGACAGCUCACCUGUCCAACGAGACGUCCCUGCGAUGCGGCGGCCAUUAGAUUUGGCUGCUAGCAGUUCCUCUUCGUCUUUAUGGGAGAGCGUUCUCCAGGACAUUGGAGAAAUCAAAUUAUAUUUCGAAGAGAAUGAGAGUGAGUUCAAGAAACAGCUUGGAAAGGUAGAAGAGGCGAGAACUCCAGCACUAGAGCCUUACGCUCUUGAAGGCAACCCAAUCCAUUGGGGCAUCGAUACAUUCAUCCCUUCUCUGCCGCAGCGGCCGGAUGUUGAUCUCCUGGUUGCAAAUUACUUCAGCCCAGGAAGUUUUGUCAGACCUAUUAUUCACCCCAAGAAGUUUCUCCGUGAAUAUGAAAAAUUCUGGGAUGAUCCAUACAGCGUUUCAAAACUCUGGUUAGGUGUAUUGUUCACCAUAAUGAGAAUGGCAGUACACGCAUCUCGAGAACAUGGUAGCGAUCUCCCACCCACCCUAGGGGACACGGACGAAGCCAUGACCUUGUACCGAAUGCGUGCUAAACAAAUCUUGAUGACCGAAUCACACGCCAAACCUUCGAUAGAGAAACUCGAGCUGUUAGCACUACAUCUUGAUGCCGAGUUUAUUCAGUGCCAGGAUGCUAGCACAAGUAUCUGGGUCAGUGGGGCUACUGCAGUUCGCAUGGCAAUGGAACUUGGUUUGCACCGAGAUCCGAGCCUCCUAGGCGGGAAACUUUCACCUUUUGAAUGCGAGAUGCGACGUCGUUUAUGGUUGGCAAUCAUGCAGACUGAUGUGCUUAUGUCAUACCAGGUGGGACUGCCGAGCAUGAUUCCCAGGGGCCAGUGCGACACGAUGCUUCCCAAGAACCUUCACGAAGAGGACUUUGAUGAAGACUCUCUUUCACUCCCGCUGUCACGGCCAUGGAACGAAAUGACCAAGAUCUCACCUUUCCUUGCGAAAGCCCCGCUUCUUGCAGUGUUUACAAAAGUAGCGUCGCAUAUACUAGACAUCCAUCCCAAAGACUCAGAAAUUCCAAUCCUGGAGCAGGAACUUUAUGCUGCACGAGACUCGUUACCUCCUAUAUUCAAGGUCCGUCCGAUGCACGAGUCCAUUCUCGAUCAUCCAGCCAUGAUUCUUCGACGCCUUGCAAUCGACCAGUCCCUGCAUAGCGGCCUAUGCAUUCUUCAUCGGCGUCAUUUGCCGCUUGCUCGCUCCGACCCACAGUACAGUCAUUCGAGAAAAACUGCUAUUGAUGCUUCUUUGACUUUGCUUAGCUAUCAAGCUCUAACUUACUACGAAACCAACCCUACACAGCGCCUGGCAGGUCACAGGUGGCUAGCAACGUCUAUUAUACGCCAUGAUUAUUUGCUCGCAGCUAUGCUAAUCUGCCUAGAUUUGCGCCAGGGCAUAGAGGGCGAAACACACCCUGGAUCCAGCGAUAUCACCCUGUGGGGCAGAGAUAGACGGGAAGAAAUGAUGACUGCCUUGGAGAACUCGUAUAAUGUGUGGUAUGCGUGCAAAGAUAUCUCGAUUGACGCAUUCCGUGCAAGUGAAGCUGUGGCGGUUCUUCUCAAAAGAGUCAGAAGUGCAGAAGAGGAGAAACAAAGAUCAGAAACAACUGUUUCCUCAAUACCAUCAGUGGAAUCACUUGAAAUCUCACCAGAGCAGUUCAUUCCUGCCGGUGCGGAUCCGUACAAUCUCAGCUUGCCAUUCUCAGAAAUGGUGGCAUCUCCAGGAGCUAUCGACUGGGUCGAAUUUGAUCGCUACGUUAUGGGUGGGAAUAUUCCUAGAGAACACAAUAUGUAG